Molecule: messenger RNA, 3786 nt
Organism: Carica papaya (papaya)
Lineage: Eukaryota; Viridiplantae; Streptophyta; Magnoliopsida; Brassicales; Caricaceae
Gene: SDG29
Product: SET domain group 29
Biological process (GO): regulation of transcription by RNA polymerase II
Molecular function (GO): protein binding
Source: RefSeq, a predicted model, not a curated record
AAGAAAAAAGCAACCACCAUUAAUUUUUGGUUGCAGAGUCCAGUUCCAACUAUUUCGGAAGCUAAGUUAGAACUCUCUGUUCCAAAUCCAUGCACGAUAGUACUGAUAAAAAUGUCACUGUACAGAAGACAUAGACGAAAGCUUCAAAAGAUUGAAAUUUUUUAUUUUUGCAUCGACAAAAAGAAAAAAUUGGAAGCCGAACGACACCGGUGAGCCACGAAGACGAGGAAGAAAUCACGCACAAAGCACGCGAGGCGCAAGUUAGUGGCCACCCAUUACAAACACUUAAGCAUGCGAUUGAUCGUUUCUGUGGAGUGUAUUUUCUCGGGAAAAUGAUAAUCAAACGCAACUUGAAAUCUCAAAUGCCGAGUCUAAAACGGUGCCGAGUCGGAGACUCACCGGGUGACAACGACGAAAACUCGGCUUCUCGGAAGAAGAAGAAACUGAACGCUUACUACCCACUUAACCUGCUUGGCGAGGUUGCCGCAGGCAUAAUUCCGCUGAGUCUUCAUGGUAUCCACGCUAGCGACCCCGAGAAAGGAUUCUCUGCUUCAUGGAGCACGGAAGUGUCGUGUUCCCCCGGCGAGGUAGAGUCAAAAUCCAAGGGAAGCUCCGGUGGCAGGGCCAGGAACCCAACAGUGGAGGUUUCACGUCCGCCUCUCGUCAGAACCUCUCGUGGGCGAGUUCAGGUACUUCCUUCUCGGUUUAACGAUUCUGUUAUUGAGAAUUGGAAGAAAGAGAGCAAAGUUAGCUUGUGUGAUUAUUCUUUAGUCGAUGAAUUUGAACAUAAAAGAGAUAGAUUUGUUUCGAGGAUGCCAAAAUCCGGUAAUCAUAGUGUGAAAAACAGGAGAAACGAAGAGAAAAUGGGUUACAAGUAUGGUAGAUAUGCUACAUUGUGUGAGGAAGAUGAAGAAGAUGGGUAUAGGAGUAUUGACAUUAGGAAGUAUAAGUAUUCUAGUUCACGUAGUACGCUUACUUCAGUGUAUGAGCAAAACCUGGUUGAAGAAGAAAAGUGUCCACCGGAGGAAAUAGUUGAGUUAAUGGAGAAUGGUGAGAGGAAAGCUGGGUUGUAUGGGCCAGAGGACUUCUACUCGGGUGAUAUUGUGUGGGGGAAGUCGGGGAAGAAUGAUCCAUUUUGGCCAGCCAUUGUUGUUGAUCCAAUGACACAAGCGCCUGAGCUGGUUUUGAGGUCUUGCAUACCGGAUGCCGCUUGUGUUAUGUUCUUUGGACACUCUGGGAAUUCACAGCAAAGGGAUUAUGCAUGGGUCAGACGUGGAAUGAUUUUCCCCUUUGCAGAUUUUGUAGACAGAUUUCAGGAGCAGCGGCAAUUGAAUGAAUGCAAGACCAGUCAUUUCCAGGUGGCGAUAGAGGAGGCGUACUUGGCAGAACAGGGUUUCACAGAGAAGUUGAUACAGGAUAUUAACAUGGCUGCUGGGAAUCCAACUUAUGAUGAUUCUGUCCUUAGAUGUGGUCAGGAGGCCACAGGAUCAAACCAGGAUCAGGAAUGUCAUUCCCCUAACCAGGCCAUUUAUAGGAAGAACAAAAAUGAACAAGCCUGUGAAGGCUGUGGUAUGAUCCGUUUAGUUACGAAAAAGAUGAAAGCUUCAAUUACUGCAGGUCAAUUCCUUUGUAAAGCAUGUACAAGGUUAGCAAAAUCUAAGCAUUACUGUGGCAUAUGUAAAAAGAUUUGGAAUCACUCGGACAGCGGGAGUUGGGUCCGCUGCGAUGGCUGCAAAGUUUGGGUGCAUGCGGAGUGUGACAAAAUUUCCCACAAGCAUUUUAAGGAUCUAGGAGGAACUGAUUAUUACUGUCCUACCUGCAAAGCAAAAUUUAACUUUGAAUUAUCCGAUUCAGAAAAAUGGGAGCCAAAAGUGAAAUCCAACAAAAAUAGCAGUCAGUCUGCGCUUCCAAACAAGGUUUCCGUUCUUUGUUCAGGCGUGGAAGGCAUAUAUUUUCCAAGCCUUCAUUUAGUUGUGUGCAAGUGUGGGUUCUGUGGUCCUGAAAAACAAGCACUUAGCGAAUGGGAACGUCAUACAGGAUCCAAAGCAAAAAAUUGGAGGACUAGUGUUCGGGUGAAAGGUUCCAUGCUACCACUAGAAGAAUGGAUGCUGCAGCUCGCAGAGUACCAUGCAAAUGCUAGUGUACCGGCAAAACCACCUAAAAAGCCUUCUAUAAAGGAGAGAAAGCAAAAGUUGCUUGCUUUUCUGCAGGAGAAAUAUGAACCAGUUUAUGCUAAAUGGACGACAGAAAGAUGUGCUGUUUGUAGAUGGGUUGAAGACUGGGACUACAACAAAAUUAUCAUCUGCAACAGAUGCCAAAUUGCCGUGCAUCAAGAAUGCUAUGGAGCAAGAAAUGUUCGGGACUUCACUUCAUGGGUUUGCAAAGCAUGUGAAACACCUGAAAUUAAGCGGGAGUGUUGUCUUUGUCCCGUAAAAGGAGGUGCUCUAAAGCCAACAGAUGUUGAGACAUUAUGGGUCCAUGUUACUUGUGCCUGGUUUCAGCCUGAAGUCUCUUUUGCAAGUGACGAAAAGAUGGAACCUGCUCUUGGGAUCUUGAGUAUUCCGUCAAAUGCUUUUGUGAAGAUUUGUGUAAUAUGUAAGCAAAUUCAUGGUUCGUGCACUCAAUGUUCCAAGUGUUCAACAUACUACCAUGCAAUGUGUGCAUCAAGGGCUGGCUACCGGAUGGAGUUACAUUGCUUGGAGAAAAAUGGCAAGCAGUCUACGAAAAUGGUUUCGUAUUGUGCUUAUCACAGGGCUCCAAAUCCAGAUACAGUUUUGAUUAUACAGACUCCUCUUGGGGUCUUUUCUGCCAGAAGCCUUGUUAAAAACAAGAAGAGAACCGGUUCCAGGCUAAUUUCAUCUAACAGGGCACAAGUUGAAGAGGUUCCAGUGAUAGAAGCAACAGAAUUUGAGCCAUUCUCCGCUGCUAGGUGUCGCGUCUUCAAAAGAUUAAAUAAAAGAAGGAAGAGGACUGAAGAAGAAGCCAUUGCCCACCGAGUGAUGAGGCCCAGCAAUCAUCCCUUACUUGCCAUGCAAAAUCUAAAUGAAUUCAGGGUAGUGGAAGAGCCCAAGAGCUUUUCUUCUUUCAGGGAACGGCUUAAAUACUUACAGAAAACUGAAAUGGAUCGAGUUUGCUUUGGUCGAUCUGGAAUACACGGGUGGGGCCUCUUUGCACGUAGAAAUAUUCCAGAAGGAGAAAUGGUUCUUGAAUAUCGUGGCGAACAGGUGAGACGUAGUAUAGCGGACCUUAGAGAGGUGCAAUACCGAUUGGAAGGGAAAGAUUGCUAUCUGUUCAAAAUUAGUGAGGAGGUUGUGGUAGAUGCCACCGACAAGGGUAACAUUGCCCGGUUGAUCAAUCAUUCUUGUAUGCCAAAUUGCUAUGCUAGGAUUAUGAGCGUAGGGGAUGACGAGAGCCGUAUUGUUCUUAUCGCGAAGACCAACGUGUCUGCUGGUGACGAGUUAACGUACGAUUACUUGUUUGAUCCAGACGAGCCUGACGAAUCCAAAGUCCCAUGUUUAUGUAAAGCACCAAACUGCAGGAAAUUCAUGAAUUAGAACAUACAGAGCGCAGCUAUUGUUUCUCCGCAAGGACCAGCUAACCUGAUUUAUUGGGUGUUAUAUGAAACUUGUAAUUUUUGUUAGGAAAAAGAAAAGGGAAUUUUUUCUUCUUAAGAAUUUUUUUUUUUUUUUUUUUUUGGGUUCUUUUAGACAGUUUUUAUAAUUAAUAAGAACUAUAUAAAAAGAAAAAAUUGCUUCAGGCAUUUGUGUAUAUGUUCACAAAUAGUUC